ACACGAUCCCCUCCCGCAUCCCACCAGCAGCCAGCGAGGAAGCAGCUCCCACAUCCGACCAGCGACGCUUGGAUUGGAUCCAUGGACGCCCCGCAAAAGAAGGCUAGAUCCAUGGACAAGGACGGCAAGAUGCCUCCGCUGCCUCUGACUGUGGGCAAGAAGAAGACGGCGUCUCCGUGCCCGGAUACUGUCCGGCUGGUCAGCCAGUGGACACUCUCCACCGCCUGCUUCUUCCUCGUCGUCUUUGCAGUAACCCAGACUCUCGACCACUACCACCUCCCCGUUCCCUGCAGCCCGUCCUCGCUCGUUCUGCGGUGCGUCGAGCUGACGGACGCGGGGGCCGUUGAGGCAGCCAACGCCGCCGCGGAAAGCGCUGGCUGGAUCGGGAUGCUGUGGUGCGGCACGGCACAGGCGGCCGCGGCGGCGCUGGCGCUGCAUCUCCCAUGCCGCUACCGCCGGGUCCGCCGCGCCCUCGCCUACCUCGCGCUCGCUCUCGCCAUCGUCGGCCACAGCUUGUACGCCCGCGCCACCGUCCUCCUCUACGCCGCCGACCCAGGGUCCCUCUUCGCGGUGAUCGGCUGGACCCUGAUCAUAGCCUUCUUGGCGGUGGUCGACCUCCUCUGCUUCCUGGUCCUCGUCAUGGGACGUGAGGCGGCGUAGAUUGACGAUAUGUAGCUGCUGUCGCAGUGUCAAUUUGCUAGAUUGACGAUACUACUCGUUACUAGUACUUACUACUCGAGUGCCCAGAUGGGAUAUGUAAUUACUUUGGAUUGACCGUGGUCACUCUUUGGAGUACGUAUGUGCUAUGAAACAUCUGUGGUUUUAUAUAUGCAUCAAUUCCUAGGCGUUCUUUGGGGAGUGA
Molecule: messenger RNA, 862 nt
Organism: Triticum dicoccoides
Lineage: Eukaryota; Viridiplantae; Streptophyta; Magnoliopsida; Poales; Poaceae
Exons: 3
Coding region: 82-660 (192 amino acids)
Source: RefSeq, a predicted model, not a curated record